AUCCGGGACUCGUUCUAUCACAGUCGGUCUGCGAAACAGGAUCUGGGACGGUCGGUUUCAACUCGAGCGUUGGGUGCAGCUAAGAAGCAACAGACUCACUGCCCCAGUACAGAUUGAGCAUGGAUCAGCAAGCUGGUAGCAAAGUGCAAGGAAAACAGCUGGUGAAGGUGGCUUCUGAAAUAUCCUCUAGUUGGGAAGAGCUUGCUUCUAAUCUUGAUGCCGACCUCUUCGAUACAAAUCGUACAGACAGUAUCAGGCGUAUGGACCCCUUGGAUCCACAGAAGCAAGCAAAGCGAAUGUUGGAUGCUUGGGUGGGCAAGCAUGCGGAUGGUGCUACUCAACGUCAGCUUAUUCUAGCUCUUUGUGAGAUGGGAAAUCGGGCACAAGCCCACAAUGUUUUCACUGAAGCUCUUGUCACGUUUGUGGAGAAGGGAGCUGUGCCAUCUGCUGUACCAUCUGCUCCUCCACAUGGCCAAGUUCAGGCUACUAAUGGAGCACAAGCAACCCCUGCAACUGCGUGUGAAUACGAGGCACUUAUUCAGGACAAGGAGGGUAGAAAGAAGCUCACUAGAGUCAUUAAAAACAACGUGUCGGGCUCGUAUCUUGAAAUCGGACUCGAGGCUGGCUUGAAGCAGAACGUAAUAGAUGAAAAGGCUAAUGCUCAGACAUCUGGACACGCUAAACUUCAAGCUGUCCUCGGUGCUAUAAUGGAAGAUGUGGGCGAGAAGGAAAUGCUCCGAAUAGUUCUAAAGGCUUGCAAAGAAUUGGGCAUAAUGGGUGGUAUUCGGGAUGACUUGUCCUAGUGGUUGUGUGAUUUCUCUGUGAAGGCAACUUGCAUGUCGCAGGUAGCUUGAUGUCGUGCAGUGUUGGCUAGAAAAGUGUUUAGCGAAUAUGCUUUUUACAUAAACUUUAAUUUUGAAUGCAUGCCGUUUAGUUGAGGGCAAAUAAUUUGACGGUAUUGAAACUUUUAAUGA
Molecule: messenger RNA, 974 nt
Organism: Corticium candelabrum
Lineage: Eukaryota; Metazoa; Porifera; Homoscleromorpha; Homosclerophorida; Plakinidae
Exons: 4
Coding region: 120-803 (227 amino acids)
Biological process (GO): signal transduction
Molecular function (GO): protein binding
Source: RefSeq, a predicted model, not a curated record